This is a messenger RNA of Emiliania huxleyi CCMP1516, 411 nucleotides long. Its product is annotated as signal peptidase I. Gene Ontology annotation, molecular function: serine-type endopeptidase activity. Gene Ontology annotation, cellular component: membrane. Lineage: Eukaryota; Haptophyta; Isochrysidales; Noelaerhabdaceae. The transcript has 3 exons. The record is from RefSeq and is a predicted model, not a curated record. Bases 1 to 411 code for a protein of 136 amino acids.
AUGUCGCACGCGGUGGGCGUGGCCGCGGCCGCCGCCACCGCUGCCGUGCUUGGCAUCGUCUCGCAGGAGCUGCGCACGGCCAAGGUAGCAGGCAGCAGCAUGGCACCCACGUUCCAGACCGGCUCCUCCAUCCUGAUCGAGCGUGUGUCGCUAUUCCUCGGUGCAGUCGACCGAGACUGGCUGACAAAGCGCGUGGUCGGCGUCGGCGGCGACUGGCUGUAUGCGAGGGACGGCCGGCUGGUGAGGGUGCCGACGGAGCACGUCUGGGUGGAGGUAUCGAGGGACACGCGCUGCCGAGGCGCUGCUACGGCCGGCUGCUUCUCUUGGCCCGCCACACCGUUGAACACCAAAAAUGGCAGAGGCCAGCGCGUCAAGCUUGCGACUUCCGUCCCUCUUAUGUACCUCAUUUGA